AGCCACCAGACCACGCCCCCUUCCGCGGUCGUCAUCCGAGCUCCCAAUACUUCCCUACUUCUCCUUGACCCCGCCCACCCCGCCAAGCAUCAUUUCCUGUGCGCUGGAUGCUGAUUGGUCCGGAAGUCGGAAGUGAGGGCGGGCUGUGGGGCCGUUGCCGCAGUGACAGUGCUGGGGGAGUCCGAAGAUGGCGGCGUCGCGUCGCUCUCAGCAUCAUCACCACCAUCAUCAACAGCAGCUCCAGCCCGCCCCAGGGGCUUCGGCGCCGCCGCCACCUCCUCCCCCACCACAGGGGGAUGGCAGUCGGGAUCCGCCCGACAGGCCCCGAUCCCCGGACCCGGUGGACAGUACCAGCUGUUGCAGUACCACCAGCACAAUCUGUACCGUCGCCACCGCUCCCGUGGUACCGGGGGUUUCCGCUUCAUCUGCCGUCGGGGUCCCUCCCAACCCAUCCGGCGGUGGCAGUAAUAAUUCACCGUCGUCCUCUUCUUCCCCAACUUCUUCCUCCUCCUCUUCUCCGUCCUCCCCGGGAUCGAGCUUGGCGGAGAGCCCCGAGGCGGCGGGAGUUGUCCCCGCAGCCGCACUGGGGCCGGCCUGCCGCAAUGGGGACGUGUCCCGGGUGAAGCGGCUGGUGGACGCGGCCAACGUGAACGCCAAGGACAUGGCCGGCCGGAAAUCGUCUCCCCUGCACUUCGCCGCAGGUUUUGGAAGGAAGGAUGUCGUAGAACAUUUGCUGCAGAUGGGCGCUAAUGUCCAUGCUCGUGAUGAUGGAGGUCUCAUCCCACUUCAUAAUGCCUGUUCUUUUGGCCAUGCGGAGGUUGUGAGUCUGUUACUGUGCCAAGGAGCCGAUCCAAAUGCCAGGGAUAACUGGAACUAUACCCCUCUGCAUGAAGCUGCUAUUAAAGGGAAAAUCGAUGUAUGCAUUGUGCUGCUGCAGCACGGAGCAGAUCCAAACAUUCGGAACACUGAUGGGAAAUCAGCCCUGGACCUGGCAGAUCCUUCAGCAAAAGCUGUUCUUACAGGUGAAUACAAGAAAGACGAACUCCUAGAAGCUGCUAGGAGCGGUAAUGAGGAAAAACUAAUGGCUUUACUUACUCCUCUCAAUGUGAAUUGCCAUGCAAGUGAUGGACGAAAGUCAACGCCCUUACAUCUUGCCGCAGGCUACAACAGAGUUCGGAUAGUUCAGCUGCUGCUUCAGCACGGUGCUGAUGUUCAUGCAAAAGACAAAGGUGGACUUGUGCCUCUUCAUAAUGCAUGUUCAUAUGGACAUUAUGAAGUCACAGAACUGCUACUAAAGCAUGGAGCCUGUGUUAACGCCAUGGAUCUCUGGCAGUUCACGCCUCUGCAUGAGGCUGCUUCCAAGAAUCGUGUAGAAGUCUGCUCUCUGUUGCUUAGCCAUGGUGCUGAUCCUACGCUGGUCAAUUGCCAUGGGAAAAGUGCUGUGGAUAUGGCGCCAACUCCUGAGCUCCGAGAGAGAUUGACUUAUGAAUUUAAAGGCCAUUCUUUACUACAAGCAGCCAGAGAAGCAGACCUAGCCAAAGUUAAAAAAACACUUGCCUUGGAAAUCAUUAAUUUCAAACAACCACAGUCUCAUGAAACUGCACUGCACUGUGCUGUGGCCUCCCUGCAUCCCAAACGAAAGCAAGUGACAGAAUUGUUACUUAGAAAAGGAGCAAAUGUUAAUGAAAAAAAUAAAGAUUUCAUGACUCCACUGCAUGUUGCAGCAGAAAGAGCUCACAAUGAUGUCAUGGAAGUUCUGCAUAAGCACGGAGCAAAGAUGAAUGCGCUGGACACUCUUGGUCAGACUGCUUUGCAUAGAGCUGCCCUCGCAGGUCACCUGCAGACCUGCCGCCUCCUGCUGAGUUAUGGCUCUGACCCCUCCAUCAUCUCCUUACAAGGCUUUACUGCAGCGCAGAUGGGAAACGAAGCAGUGCAGCAGAUCUUGAGUGAAAGUACACCUAUGCGUACUUCUGAUGUUGACUAUCGACUCUUAGAGGCAUCUAAAGCUGGAGACUUGGAAACUGUGAAGCAACUUUGCAGCCCUCAAAAUGUGAAUUGCCGAGAUUUAGAGGGCCGGCAUUCUACACCCUUACACUUCGCGGCAGGCUAUAAUCGUGUGUCUGUUGUGGAGUACCUUCUACACCACGGUGCCGACGUCCAUGCCAAAGACAAAGGUGGCCUGGUGCCCCUUCAUAAUGCUUGUUCAUAUGGACACUAUGAGGUAGCUGAGCUUUUAGUAAGGCAUGGGGCUUCUGUCAAUGUGGCGGACUUAUGGAAAUUUACCCCUCUCCAUGAAGCAGCAGCUAAAGGAAAGUAUGAAAUCUGCAAGCUCCUUUUAAAACAUGGAGCAGAUCCAACUAAAAAGAACAGAGAUGGAAAUACACCUUUAGAUUUGGUUAAAGAAGGAGACACGGAUAUUCAGGACUUACUGAGAGGAGAUGCUGCCUUGUUGGAUGCUGCCAAGAAGGGCUGCCUGGCAAGAGUGCAAAAACUCUGCACCCCAGAGAAUAUCAACUGCAGGGACACCCAGGGUAGAAACUCAACCCCUCUGCACCUGGCAGCCGGCUACAAUAACCUGGAAGUAGCAGAAUAUCUUCUAGAGCAUGGAGCAGAUGUUAAUGCCCAAGACAAAGGUGGCUUAAUUCCUCUUCAUAAUGCAGCAUCCUAUGGGCAUGUGGACAUAGCAGCAUUAUUGAUAAAAUACAACACAUGUGUAAAUGCAACAGAUAAGUGGGCUUUUACUCCUCUUCAUGAAGCAGCCCAAAAAGGAAGGACCCAGUUAUGUGCCCUCCUCCUAGCACAUGGAGCAGAUCCAACUAUGAAGAACCAAGAAGGUCAGACACCUUUAGAUUUGGCAACAGCUGACGAUAUCAGAGCUUUGCUGAUAGAUGCCAUGCCCCCAGAGGCCUUACCUACCUGUUUUAAACCUCAGGCUACCGUAGUGAGUGCCUCUCUCAUCUCACCAGCAUCCACCCCUUCCUGCCUGUCCGCUGCCAGCAGCAUAGAUAACCUCACUGUCCCUUUAGCGGAAUUGGCAGUAGGAGGGGCGUCCAACACGGGGGAUGGUGCAGCGGGCACAGAAAGGAAGGAAGGAGAAGUUGCAGGUCUUGACAUGAAUAUCAGCCAAUUUCUAAAAAGCCUUGGUCUUGAACACCUUCGAGACAUCUUUGAAACAGAACAGAUUACCCUAGAUGUAUUGGCUGAUAUGGGUCAUGAAGAGUUGAAAGAAAUAGGUAUCAAUGCAUAUGGACACCGCCAUAAACUAAUCAAAGGAGUAGAAAGACUCUUAGGUGGACAACAAGGCACCAACCCUUAUUUGACUUUUCACUGUGUUAACCAGGGAACUAUUUUGCUGGAUCUUGCUCCAGAGGAUAAGGAGUAUCAGUCAGUAGAAGAAGAGAUGCAAAGUACGAUUCGAGAACACAGAGAUGGUGGUAAUGCCGGCGGCAUCUUCAACAGAUACAAUGUCAUUCGAAUUCAAAAAGUUGUCAACAAGAAGUUGAGGGAACGAUUCUGUCACAGACAAAAGGAAGUGUCUGAAGAGAAUCACAACCAUCACAAUGAGCGCAUGUUAUUUCAUGGUUCUCCUUUCAUUAAUGCCAUUAUUCAUAAAGGGUUUGAUGAGCGACAUGCAUACAUAGGAGGAAUGUUUGGUGCUGGGAUUUAUUUUGCUGAAAACUCCUCUAAAAGCAACCAGUAUGUUUAUGGGAUUGGAGGAGGAACAGGUUGCCCCACGCACAAAGAUCGGUCAUGUUAUAUAUGCCACAGACAAAUGCUUUUCUGUCGAGUGACCCUUGGAAAAUCCUUUCUGCAAUUCAGCACCAUGAAAAUGGCUCAUGCCCCUCCAGGACAUCACUCAGUCAUUGGGAGACCAAGUGUGAAUGGGCUGGCGUACGCCGAAUACGUCAUCUACAGAGGAGAACAGGCAUACCCCGAGUAUCUCAUCACGUACCAGAUCAUGAAGCCGGAAGCUCCUUCACAGACUGCAACCGCCGCGGAGCAGAAGACCUAGUGAAUGCCCCCUGGGAAAGCCAGAUCAGAUUGAAACCUAGGACUGGACUCGAAUGAACUGUUUCCAACAAAACCAACAUUCUAUAAAUCCCUGACAGCCUAGAAAAGCUGUUUGUCGUUACGAAGCAUUGCUAUAGUGAUGGAUAUAGUAUGAGUAACUGAUACAUACUCAACUGCUGCUGUUCCCUUUGAGGAAAUGUUUACAGGGGCGGCCUUUUAAUAUAUCUCAGGCUCACUUUCAUUGCAGAUAUCCAUUUCUAAAAUAAGAUUGCUUUGAUCUAGACUUGGAAAUGGAAAAAGAGAAAACAUAACCAGUACGUUCCCAAAUGUUCACAAUUCACACACUACAUUUGCUUUGUUAUAUAUGGCAUUUAUAUAACAAGUACGCGUACCCAGGCUCAUUCUUAGUUUUUUCUAAACAGGCGUCAUUGGCUUUUUUUUUCUUACUUUGAUAAUAAGCUGGAGCCUUCUUGAUGAUAUCUUGCACAAAGUCACACUGACUAAAAUCAUUAGCAAUGCAACCUAAGCUUCUGGCUGAACAAGACUAGUCUCCACUUUUUUUCACUUUGAUUUAUUUUAUAUGUGUACUUCUUAUAAACAUAAAUUGAGAUGGAAAGGGAAAACAUCAGAUUUCAGUCCUUUUAUUGAUUGGCUAGUCUUAUAAGAGAAAGGCACAGACAUCAGCCUGGCUUGGAGCUCCCAAGGUGAGAGAAGCAGAGGGUGAGAGCCUAUCUCCAGCACCAGCUUCAGAGGCAUCAGGACCUGCUGGGACCCACUGGAGUGCAGCCAGGGAAGGGGGCGCUGCCAUCAAGCCUGGAGGUGAGACAACCAGGGAGGGCUGGGAAGGAGAAGCCGUUUCCCUGCGAGGAGCCUGUUCUGGGCUGUUGAAGCAGAAAGGGACUGCGGGGACGCCUCCAAGAAAAAAAUCCUCAUUUAAUCCGCACCACCAGGAUCGUUGCUCCAGACAGCUGCCUUUUCCAAAUUCUGUCAAAAUAUUGUGCUUCAUUGGAGUCACAGAAAUAUCACUUAUUGUUUCUUUAUGUUAGAAAGCUAGGGUUUAAAUCCUAUUUAGCAGAUAAAUCGGCACAAAUGCAAGGACUUUUUUGUUUACUCAAGAUUUGGCGCUUAUUUUGAAUGAGGUUCUUCAGAUAGUUUAGAUAGGUCCCUGCACUAAAUUUUAGAGUGGUUUCUUCAGACAUCUUAUAGACAAGGAGAACAAAAACUUGAAACCAAAGCUCUUUCAGUUAUUUUCUUACUGAAAAUGGAGAAAUACCAUACUGUUACUUCAUGAAAUUACUACUUUGUUUAGCUUGUUUAAUCAACAUUUGCUAAGUGCACAUAGACAUUUGUGAAAAAUUAGACAUUGUAGUUCUUACGCUCGCCCUUUUCACUUAACUGAACAUCGAAUGAGUGCAUUGGUUUAUUACUUUCACAUGCCGUGCACCUACUCAGCUUUGAAGCAAAGUAGUAUGUGGUAAAGAAAAGAAGAAACAGGGUGGCACAGACUUGCCAUUUCAACUUAAAGUCCUGAAAACUAAUUUGUUUUUUAAUGCAGGCUGAUUAAGCUGUGACUCAUUUAAUUGCCUAAAGAAAAAUAAAACAGUUACAUGCAAAAUUCCUAGAAUGGCGCUUAAAAUAUACAUUUCACUUUCUCUCUGGCUUGAGUCCAUUGCUAGAACUAGGCACUGGGCAUUAGUUUGAGUUUUCUAGCUCAAAAUUAAAUCAAGAAUUAGCCUCCGUUUUUGCUUCUGAUGGAGUUUCAGUGUGUGUCUUGGCUCCUUGUUUAAUAGCCCUAGAAUUCCAUAUGGAGCUUUGAAGUUUGAUAUUCAUUAAGAGGGCUUUCUCCCCCCGCCCCCUUUUCCUUCUGUUUCUCUGUGUAACAAUGGGUUGGUGAAAUUGGCAUCCGUGUAGUUUUCAGUAGCUGUGAAAGUGUAUAUUACCUCCCCACUUAGACAUAGUUUAAAAUGGUAAACACAGCUGUGAUUUUAGUUAAGUAAAAGGGUUAAUAUGGUAUAGAUAUCGAAAGCUUUAUAGCUUUGAAAAAAAGGCCACUACCCGACUGUGGUUGUAUGUCGUUUCCAUCAUGCUAACUGGAUUAAUGGAUGUGCCAGUUUUAAACUUCAGCCUUACACUUAAGAAGUUAAACUGUGGUUCAGUAUUUAAACUGCCGAUGUUAUGUAUUGUCUGUUCUGUGUGCCGAGUAAAGGUACCAUGUAAGGGAGA
Molecule: messenger RNA, 6234 nt
Organism: Myotis davidii
Lineage: Eukaryota; Metazoa; Chordata; Mammalia; Chiroptera; Vespertilionidae
Gene: TNKS
Product: tankyrase, TRF1-interacting ankyrin-related ADP-ribose polymerase
Exons: 28
Coding region: 188-4012 (1274 amino acids)
Cellular component (GO): cytoplasm; nucleus
Molecular function (GO): protein binding; NAD+ poly-ADP-ribosyltransferase activity
Source: RefSeq, a predicted model, not a curated record